Zymoseptoria tritici IPO323 is the source of this 2376-nucleotide messenger RNA. RefSeq lists its product as uncharacterized. The coding region runs from base 1 to 2376 and encodes 791 amino acids. NCBI's taxonomy places the organism in Eukaryota, Fungi, Ascomycota, Dothideomycetes, Mycosphaerellales, Mycosphaerellaceae. The transcript has a single exon. The record is from RefSeq and is a predicted model, not a curated record.
AUGGCCGCCACAGGAGGUUCCGCCUUGAUGUGCCUUGCGCACAUCGCUGCCCCACUCACACGCAAAAUCAAGCAAGCCUUCGUUGAUUACCUCUUCCCAUCUUCUGACAUCGUCGUCCUGUCCCAAGCACUUCCGCAACAUGCGCACAGCCUUGCGCCUAGGAACCCUGCGGUUGACAUCGGAUCUGCACUCGGACACUUCGCCAACCAACUACCCGCCCCCACUCCGACACAACAAGUCGAGAUUGUCAGAAUUCUCCAGGUCAUUCGCCCACCGCCCACCACCACCAUCGGCGAAUUCGAGCCACGCGGGGCUAGCUGCCUCCCUUUCGCCCUCCUGUUCGCCCUUCUCGCACUCCUCGCGUUGUCCAUCUCUCUUUCCGCGCGCAGCAAGGCCACCUUUGCCGCUGCAAGCUACGAUACCGCUCCCAGCAAGGCCAUCCAUGCCGCUGCCAGCAACAACAAGACCGCAAAAAGCAGUGAGAAGAAGGAGAAGAAGCAGCGAUCCGAAAUGCUUCCAGGUCUCAUUGUGCUCCGAGUGAAAGACAAGCUAGAGACCCAAGAUGCGCAACGCGUCCUACUAGAGCGCAAGGUGAAGGCACUUCAGCAAGAGAACCAGAAUCUCGAGAGCAAAGUUCUCUCGGUGCAGCAAGAGAGCCAAUCUCAGCUCCAGCGCGCCCAGACAGACUUUGCUAAGAAACUCGCGGCUCUUCAAGAAGAAUCCACAAGCCACGAACGUGAAGUGAACAAGCUCAAGCAAGAAAACAAAGCUCGUGAGGAGACAAAUCGCUCGGCCGAGCAAGAGAGCAAUCGCAAGCUCCAGCAGGCCGAGAAGGAUUGCUCAGAACGUGCCGCAAAGGCCACCCUUGCCCAAGAAAACGAGAGAAUGCUUCACACCUUGGCCCGGCAAGAAGAUACUGCACGCCAUCAAAAGGAAGUGGAGGCGUUGAAGGAGGCACUCGCCGAAGCCGAAGAAGAACUCGCAGAAGCUGUCAAAGACUGCGCGGAAGAAUACGACCAGCUGAUCAUGGAGAAGCAGACGCUUAGAGAAGACCGCAAGAUGCUCGUUACAGCGUUGACCGCUCAGAAAGGGCUGAAGCUCGUCUCUAAGCUGGCACGGCGUUGGUAUUGCAAGACCAUCCUCUCUCGAGCAUGUGCUGCAAAGAAAACGCAGAACGACCUCAUGGAGAAGAAGAUCAACGGUAUCACUGCGCAGGCUGAGCUGCAAGCAAGCGCCACUCGUGAACGCAUGACGCAGGAAGCAGACCGCGCUGCAAGAAAGUUUCGUUUUGCGCACUUGCAAGAAAUCGCAGGAGAAGCGCUCCACGCACAAUCGAUUGAGGGCUUCGAGGUCCCCGGUGAGUCGAAACGUCUCGCCAGAGGUGGAAAAGGUCGCAGUAAGGCACUGCACAGGGAGAAGGAUGCGCUGGAAGAUACCACCAGAGUCUUGCGCGAGGAACUCGCUUCUGAGAAGGCACACAGUGCCGAGCUUCACGAUGAAGUCCACGACCCCGAGACUGGCUACCUGUUCCGACUCAGCGAGGCGAAUCGGAUGAAGCAGCAGCACGAGCAGCAUGUCGAGCAGCUCAAGCAACAAAUUGAGGAACUGUCAACUAAGCUUGACCGCGUGACUGCGCAGGAUAAAUCGGACGAGAGCGCAAAUCAGAAACCCGAAGAGGCUUUUUCUGUGCAAGCAAAGGAGGUUACAGAACAAGCCACCCAAACUGAGGACGAGCACAAGCGUGAGAGAGGUGGGAGACGCUACAAUCGGCCGCUUCACGCAGAGCUCAAACAGAAAGGCGAAUACAUCACCGAACUUGAAGGCAAGAUCCAGCGUUUGGAGAAUUGUGUAAAGCACGAUCUCGAGAGCUAUCGAGGUGAAGAUCACGCCUCCGACGCAGUGGGCGCUACAUUCUCGCAGACACGUCAAGAACUGCAAGAAUAUAACAUCGAGCCACCUGCAGUCGCUCUCCCUGGACCUCGAGAUCCAAUUCAGCGACGGCGUCACGACGCGGACACUCAUAGCUCAGUCUGCACCUCAGUCUCUCCAGCAUCGACACCAAAGGGCCCGGACCCUCCCCCAAAUACACCAAUAGGUCCUGGAAAACGUGGAUUCCCUCCUCCGGGACAAAUGAAAGCCCCAGUUCUGGAUUCACCGAGCGGUCCACGAGCAGAUCAAUCUCCGACUUCUCCACGACCUUCCUCACCUCCGACCGCACCAGUGACCAUUCCAGCGGGUCCACGCAACACGCAAAGCGGUCGUCGUCCUCCACCGCAGUCGUCACCGGCUAGUAGAGGGCCUACAGGUCAACAGCAGCGGCGGCAUGGGGAAGGUAUGGGCGCAUCGAGAUAUGCGCCGCCUGGUUUCAAGAAGUAG